AUGAUCCUUAAUACCUUAUCACUCAUUAUUAUUGUAACACUUGUUCUUCUUUACUUCAUUAGGCCAAAAAAAUAUAACAAAGAAAAAGAAGGAGAGUGGGUUGGAGAAAAUAAACAAGGAGAGACUAGAGUAUUAAGAGGGUAUACAGGAAUAGACAAAUUGGUUGAUUCAACGCCACAAGGGAAUGAGACAAUUGCUGAUUUAGUAAAUGGAUUUAAUAAGAAAGAUAAAAAACAGUUUAUUGGAUAUAGAGAACUUAAAAAUAAAGUUGUCGCUAAAACAAUUAUUGAAAAAUGUAAUGGAAAAGAAAUUAGAAAAGAAAUAUAUCAAUAUGAAAUGUCUCCCUAUGUAUGGUAUUCUUCAAAAGAAUUUUAUCAUUUGAUAUGUAGAAUUUCUAAUGGUCUUAGAGUUAAAGGAUUUAAAAAAGGAGAUAAAAUAGGAAUGUUUUGUGAAACGAGAUUUGAAUGGAUGGCUAUGGCAUUGGCUUGUGCAAGACAAGGAAUUACACUUGUUACUGUAUAUGCUACAUUAGGAGAAGAGUCUGUUAGAGUUGCAUUAGAAGAGACAAAGUGUGUUGGGUUAAUUGUUAGUGAAGAGACAGGAAUAAAGAUGAGAAAAAUUGAAUUAAAUAAAGAAAUUAAAAUUAUUAGUAUUGAUGGCCAUUUUGAAGGAGAAUAUACUACGUUCAAAGAACUUAGUGAAAGUAAAGAGGAUGAAGAAACUAUACCUUCUGUUGCACCAAAUGACCUUGCAUUUAUUAUGUAUACAUCUGGUACUACUAAAGAACCUAAAGGAGUUUUAGUUGAACAAAAACAAAUAUUAUUAUUAGCACAAGCAUUCAAUAUUUGUUUAGAUUUAAAAGAUGAAGUAUUUGUUGCUUAUUUACCUUUAGCUCAUAUCUUUGAAUUGUGUUUAGAGUUUUGUAUCUUAUCAUUCUUUGGAAGUAUUGGAUAUGCCAAUGCACGUACAUUAAUGAGUGUUGGGUGUACUAAUUGUAAAUCUGAUUUAUGUGAAUUAGAACCAACCUUAGUUAUUGGAGUUCCAACAGUAUUUAAUAGAAUUCGUAAAGCCAUAUUAGAGAGUGUCUCUAGAGCACCAACAUUAAAACAAAGUUUAUUCUUUGGUUGUAUGAAAUUAAAGAAUUUACUUUAUGUGUCAUAUCAAUUAAGAACUCCAUUACUAUUUGAACCAAUAGUUAAAUUUGUAGAUAGUCUCAUUUUCAAUCCAUUAAAAGUAUCAUUAUUUGGAAGAAACUUAAAAACAAUCAUUAUUGGUGGCUCUGCUCUUCCUGUAGAACUUCAAACUUUCUUAACUAUUACAUGUGCUAAAACUAAUAUUUUACAAGGAUUUGGAAUGACUGAAUUAUGUGGUGCUUCUAGUUGUAUGGUUCCAGGAGAUUCAACUCAAGCCACCAUUGGAUUAUUAUUCCCUCAUUAUGAGUUAAAAUUAAGAGAUGUCCCAGAGUUAAAUUAUUUAACUACUGAUAAUCCACCAAGAGGAGAAUUAAUGUUAAGAGGAGCUCCUGUAUCAAAAGGAUAUUUCAAUAGACCAGAAGAAUCAAAAAGUACUUUUACUGAAGAUGGAUGGGUUUGUACUGGUGAUAUUGCAAAAAUUACUGAAGACCAUCACAUUUGUAUUAUUGAUAGAAAAAAGAAUAUUGUCAAACAGCCAUGUGGUGAAUAUAUAUCUUUGGAAUUAAUUGAAUCUAAAUACUUAACAUCUAAAGUAGUUGAUACUAUUUGUGUCUUUGCUGAUGCUUUUCAUGACUUUACAAUUGCUUUAGUAUUACCAAAUAAGAAUAUUAUUGCUGAAAUGACACAAAAACCAUUUGAAGAAGCAUGUAAAGAUAAAGAAAUAAUUGGAGCAGUAAGAAAAAUUAUGGCAGAAAAUGAAAUUGGGUUGUCUCAAAGAGAAGUUGUUAAACGUAUUGCUUUAAUAAGUGAAGAAUGGAACUCAGAGAAUGGAAUGCUAACUGCUGCAUUAAAACUAAAAAGGCCUGCUAUUGCUCAAAGGUAUCAAACUAUUAUUGAUCAAUUGUACUCAAUGAACUAA
Molecule: messenger RNA, 2052 nt
Organism: Entamoeba dispar SAW760
Lineage: Eukaryota; Evosea; Mastigamoebida; Endamoebidae
Product: long-chain-fatty-acid--CoA ligase, putative
Exons: 1
Coding region: 1-2052 (683 amino acids)
Biological process (GO): long-chain fatty-acyl-CoA metabolic process; long-chain fatty acid metabolic process
Cellular component (GO): lipid droplet; endoplasmic reticulum; plasma membrane
Molecular function (GO): long-chain fatty acid-CoA ligase activity
Source: RefSeq, a predicted model, not a curated record